GGUUUGAAGUUGGACAGAAGAACUGGGCAACCCCUUCAAAUUGCAGUACAAUUUCAGAGGACAUAACCACAACUGAACAAGAAGAUCUGGUAACAACAGACCCAAAGCUGAGAAGCACUCAAAAUCUACGCCUAUUAGAAGAUAUGACAAUGGUUGAAGAUGAUGAAACUAGAGGGUUUCAAACACGUCAGCUCUUUCCAAUGAAAAGUGAUGAUGAUUGUGGUGCCCUUAAGGGUGACAAAAAUGAUAUUGUUGAAGAACCCAUUACUGCUACCAUAGCCACUGGAACACACUUCAAGCCAAACAAGUUUUUUGAGUUACUGUGA
Ilex paraguariensis (yerba mate) is the source of this 326-nucleotide messenger RNA. The record is from the annotation of a GenBank genome assembly. Lineage: Eukaryota; Viridiplantae; Streptophyta; Magnoliopsida; Aquifoliales; Aquifoliaceae.